AUGCCAUCCAUUACCGCGGUCCACGAGUCGCUCCCAUACAUCGACCUAGACCCAACCCCGUCCGAACGCGCCAUCGCCGAAGCGCUCAUUGCACAGGAACGCUCCCUCGUCCCCGACGACCCUCACCACGCCCUCCUCCCGCCACCACCGACCGCGACCCCCUUCCUCACCCCGCUUCUCACAGCCGAGCUCUCCCGCCUAGCCUCCUCUUCCGACCCCUCCAAAGCCAAGCUCGCCGCGCUCGACUUUUCCCGCUACGAAGCGCCGGAUCCACCCUCCCCGACCACCCUUUCGACCCUCCCCCCUUCCGAAGCAACCACCCUCCUCCAACAGACCCUCACCCGCGCCUACACGGCGCAGACCUACAUCUCGUCGCGCCGCGCCCACCUCGCGCUGCUCGACACGUACGGCAAGAACGCCUGGCUCGUGGGAAACUACUACCUGGAAGGGGAGCUGAAGGCGCUCGAGAAGGAACUGGCCGAGACGAGGCGCGAGAUCGACCUGCUCACGCUGCAGCGCAAGGAGACGCAGGCGCAGGCGGGGCCCGAGAUGGCGUCGCUCGAGGAGGCCUGGAAGAGGGGCGUCGGGAGGGUGCUGGAGACGGAGGCUGCGGCGGAGGGGUUGCGGCGGGAGGUUUUGGCGGAGAGGAGGCGG
This is a messenger RNA of Parathielavia appendiculata, 654 nucleotides long. RefSeq lists its product as uncharacterized. Gene Ontology annotation, cellular component: precatalytic spliceosome; Prp19 complex; catalytic step 2 spliceosome. The transcript is spliced from 2 exons. NCBI's taxonomy places the organism in Eukaryota, Fungi, Ascomycota, Sordariomycetes, Sordariales, Chaetomiaceae. Gene Ontology annotation, biological process: mRNA processing. The annotation marks the transcript as partial. The record is from RefSeq and is a predicted model, not a curated record.